Messenger RNA from Asparagus officinalis (garden asparagus), 1137 nucleotides. Its product is annotated as F-box protein At5g07610-like. The coding region runs from base 1 to 1137 and encodes 378 amino acids. Lineage: Eukaryota; Viridiplantae; Streptophyta; Magnoliopsida; Asparagales; Asparagaceae. Gene Ontology annotation, molecular function: protein binding. The transcript has a single exon. The record is from RefSeq and is a predicted model, not a curated record.
AUGCCUACUACUUUCUUCCUCAAUGAAGAUAUCACCGCCGAGAUACUCGCUCUCCUUCCAGCGAAGGAUAUCUGCAGACUUCGUUGUGUAUGCAAACAAUGGCUUCACCUCUUGUCAAACCCCCGCUUCAUCCAGCAUCAUUCUGCUCGUAACCCUCACCCGCCAGUCUCUGGCUUCUUUUUAUCUGAUCACAACCAUGGCUCUCAACAUUUCCCGAUAAAACCAAACCCACCACGGCUCCCCAAUCCUACCCUUUCCUUCAUCCCUGCAGAUGACGGAACCCGAAUCUUCGUUGAGAGCUCCUGCAAUGGCCUCAUCAUAUGCUUUCAGAAAGCCAUGUAUUAUGUUUGCAAUCCUACUACCAGAGAAUUUGUUGAACUUCCUGUACCGGAUGAAGUAGCUCGCAACUUGAGCCUUGUCUUUGAUCCCUCGAAGUCCCCUCAUUAUAAAGUAAUCAGCAUAUGUUCACAGGUCCACAUCUACUCCUCUGAAACUCGGUCAUGGAAGCUCUCUAUGGAUAAUACCAAGCUACGAGAAUCCGUAAGCGCUCAUCAGGCCGGAAGUAUCCACUGGAAAAGGAGCACAUAUUGGAACAGCACACUAGUGUGGUUAGUUACAAGGUAUCUUCUUUCGUUCGAUGUGACGAGAGAGUGCAUAACGAAGUUGACGCUGCCACCAGAAGCUCCUCACUACUCGAAAGUGAUAUACAUGGGAGAAUCGAGAGGGAAGCUAGUAGUGAUUGGCAAACCUAGGAACCAAGAGCCUUAUGUAUUCUACAUCUUAGAGACGGAUAAUUUGUGUUCCGGAUGGUCACUGAUAUACAAAGUGGAUUUAUAUCGUAUAGGGGACUUGUAUCCUGAGAUACGAAAAAGACCAAUUUGGGUAAGCGGGAUUAAACGCAAUGUACGAAGACGUGCAGUAAAUUGCGCGGGAUUUUUGCCUGUGCACCUCAGUAUGGGCGGAGAAGGAGAAGGGCAGUUGUUGUUCUUAAAUGUGCCAGGAAAGAUCAUCUCUUACAAUCUCUCAGAUAAAUCGUUUACUAAAGUUCGUGAUCUAUUGUCUUCGAUGGGACCUUACGAUUGUCUCUACGGUUGGCGAAAGUUUGAAUUUCUGGGCCAUACUCUAUUCUCUCCGUAA